AUGGAGCGCGAGUGCGAGGGCGAGGAGUGGGAGAAGAGUGAGGUGGAGGAGCAAGCCGUCCAGAGGGCCAUUGCCUUUGCCAUGCGUGAUCCCGAUCUCUCGCAAGGGGACUACUACGACCUUUGCUCGCGCUUGCCGCUACACUACUGGGCCUAUGAAUGGGUCUCCCCUAAGCCCGGCGUCUUGGGGAACUGCUGUUUGGUGCCCAAGAUCGGGGCCAUGGGUUUACUCGGCCGCUGCCUCCACGAGCUCUUGGACGAAGCACCGAGCAGCUCGUCUGUGCUGAGCAUUGGAAGUGGAGCUGGAUUGCUGGAAUGGUUGCUGUGUCCUCGCUUCCAGGUGAUUUGUGUGGACUACUUCUACGAGCUGUCGGAUGGAGGUCUGAAGCUCUUGGUCACGGCGCCGGAGCGGCUCCGUGACGUCAAUCCCAUUCCACACCCCAACAACCGCGCGGGUUUACGUGAAGUUGAUCCGUGGGUCCUUCCACAGCUGCACAGUCACAUUCGUGAGGAGGCUGACGGCUCCUUGGCCUUUGUGCCUUGGCGAGGUGCUGUCGGGCGGCGCUGGCGCUGGCGCACCAGUGGUGGUACUGUGCAGCUGGCCUCAGCUGCUUGGGGCACAAGGUUGUCGGUCCCAGAGCUGCGGGCCUAUGCGGAGCACUUCAAGAUUCUAGGCCAUCCUGCACCAGAGGUGGCAGCAGAUGCGGUGGGCUGCGACCUUCUGAAAAGGCAGGACGUGGAGGGCGAGUUGAUGACGGGGAAAAACUCCAGUGAGAGGCGAAGGGGGCGCGAUGGCGUCGGCUCUCUCGUGGAGAAGGGCAUCGAUGAGAUCCUGGAGAAGAAAGAGGACAAAGAUGACGAGUUGAAACACAGGCGCCGGCCAUUCACUGGCAAGCUGGGCUUAGAGCCUUUGCCUGAAGAAGGUGAGCCCGACGACUCUGAGGAAACAGUUCCCAGGUCUUGGGAGUACGUGGUCCAAGGCCAAUACGACCGCCUGGCUGAGCAGGCAGACUUUGCGCCCAAGCUUGUCUCAUGCUUCCCAGAGGACGCGGUCGCCUGUGCACGACAACGAGGGGUUGCCUUCGUGUGCACUCGCGGCAGACGAGCUGACGCUGGUGUCCCCAACCAGGACGACUUUGUUUUAGCCAGGCAUUCCUUGGCACAUGAUGGGCACAUCGCGCUCUAUGGGGUCUUUGACGGCCAUGGUCAAGCAGGUCACCACUGCGCAGCCUUUGCCCGUGGGGUUUUGCCGGAGAGUCUCUUCGGUCAAGGCUCUUUGAUCGCAGGGCCAGAGGAAGCUCUCCGAGUGGCCUUUGCGCAAGUCCAGGAAGGCUUGCUGCAGCAAGACUUCGACACAGAGACGAGCGGCACCACCGCCACUGUGGCACUGGUCCUACACUUUCCGGUCUCUGAGGAGGACCCCGAGAUGCAGGGCGAGAGUUGGCUCUACGUGGCCAACGUCGGCGACUCGCGGGCGGUUCUCGUCUCCAGCAGCGGUGAAGAUCGCUCUGAGAUUGCGGUGAACCGCCUCACGCGAGAUCACAGGCCUGAUGACCUGGCGGAAGCCGAACGCAUCCAGGCGGAGGGAGGCGAAGUGCGACGCCUGCGCCCGGGCAGUGGCACCUCCCGCAUUUUCGCUCCAGGAUGCCAGUGGCCAGCCAUGGCCCUGUCUCGCUCCUUGGGGGCCUCCAUUGCCGGCACAUGUGGCGUGAGCAGCGAGCCUGAGGUGACCUCGGUGCGCUUGGCCAACAGCUCCGACGAGCUCUUGGUGCUGGGCACCGACGGACUCUUUGAGUUCUGCAGCACCAAGGAAGUCGCUACGCGUUUAUGUACCGAGGGUGUCUCAGAUGAGGUCUUGGAGGACGUGUGCUCCGUGGCACGACGACGCUGGGCUCGGAGUUCGUACAACGACACCGUGGACGAUAUCACGGCCGUCGCUGUGCGGGGACUCGGCAUGCCCAAGCGGAAGCUGGGAGAGCUCUCUGAGCCGCUGGUCGAGUCCGCCGCGGCCACCGAGCCCGCUGCGUCGGAGCAGUCAGAGGGCGCGGCGUCCUCGAGCGGCGCGGAGGCCGCAUCCUGGUCCUUGACGGAGCUGAAUGACGAGGUGUUGCUUCAGAUCUUGAGUUCCUUGCCUGGUUGGAUGGCUUGGCGUUUGGAGGCCACCGGCCUUGCAGCUUGGCGCACAGGCUGCACGGACGCCUGGUGGAAAACCAGGUGCCACUUGGAGUUCGCUGCGGAGCGCCUACCCGCGCCGCUGGCUGGGUCCACGUGGCGCCAGAGCUAUCGACAGCUUUUGGGAGUUCAAGCUGCCAGGACCGGCGUGUGGUGCUACAGCAGUCAACGUCACGGGCUGCGGGAUCGCGUGGCAGCGCCACAGCUGUUCGUCAACCCCUCGGGCGAGAAGCUCUUCUGCUAUGGCGGAUGGAUUGAUGGAGGACCUCAGACAGACCUCCAUUGGGUCCCCAUCUCUUCGGUGGUCAACGCCGCACACGACCACAGUGCCGACCAUUGGCGCUUUCAGCGAGCACAGGCGACUGGCACUCCAGCGAUGCCUGGGGGGGUCCAGAGUCUCACCCCGCUUUGGGCGGAGUCUGGUACCUUGGAUGCGCCCUCCCGGUCCUUUGUGGCGGAGACGGCGUCCCAGCUCCGCCGUGGGGGGCCGGCCACCGCCGCAUGUGAGGAAGAUGCUGCACUGGUCAUGGCCUUCGGCGGCGGGGGUGGCGGCUAUCGCCAUGAGCACAACAGCUGGGCGAUCGGAGUGCUGCGCGAAGUGCCAGGUGGAGACACCACGAGUAUUUUGUGGGGACGACCUUCAGCGAAGGAGAAAGGCUUGACGUCGCAUACUCCAACCCCACGCUGCGCGCAUACGGCCACCUACCUCCCCGAGAGGUUCACGCAGCUCGCCGAGGGCGCCGUGCUCCUGUUCGGCGGGCACACGGCGCACUGUACCGAAAGCCUGGCCACCGCGGAACUCCUCACUUUGCAGGACUGGCAGUGGCAGCCGCUGACCCUGCAGAAGAGUGACGCGCUGGGAGAGGACUGGGAGAUGAACCCACGGCAUGGGCACAGCAGCACCUUCUUCGAAGUGGAUGGCAAGGGCUAUGUGGUUGUUGUUGGAGGUGGCACCGGCAACAUUUUGGAGACUUGGGGUGUGCGAGACUUCUCCGACGUCUCAGUGCUGUGUGUGGAGACAUGGACGUGGAUUGGUCACUACCAGCUUCGGGGUGAAGACGUGCCGGGACGACACCACACGGCGUGUCGUGGUUUGGGAAACCAACUGCUCAUCUUCGGGGGCGGCCGGCGUCCCAGCAACCAGGUGUGCGUCCUGGACGCUGCGGCCUGCGUGCGCCGCGCGCUCGCCGGCGACGCCUUGGGUGCGGUGGAGCUGCGGCCCGUGCACCACGCGAGGCCAUCGGAUGAGGAAGGCAACCAAGCCCAGGUUCCCCAAGGGCGUAAGAUGCAUGGUGCAGCUUGCUUGGCACCCCACGCUCCGCUACUGGUUGUUUAUGGAGGCUGGAAAACAGGCCCUCACUUCAGCGACGUUUGGACCUUUGCGCUGGGAGCGGAUGAACGUGACUUGGAGGCUUUCCAGCCAGUAGAGCAGCAGAGUUUGGAAGAGGAGGAUGGAGAUGAUAUGCACGAGUCUCCUGUGGUGGGCGUGCGCAUGAUGGGACCAGAUGGGCAAGUGAGGAUGAUGCGAAUUCCGAGCGAGCUGUUGAGCCAGUUUGUGCGCCAGGGAAUGGUACGACGAGUUGGAGCUGAGUCUGAUGACUGA
Molecule: messenger RNA, 3774 nt
Organism: Durusdinium trenchii
Lineage: Eukaryota; Dinophyceae; Suessiales; Symbiodiniaceae
Source: the annotation of a GenBank genome assembly